AUGUUUAAGAGAUGUAUCUUAUAUUUUGUUAUAUCCAUUUUUAGUUUAGUUCUGGUGGUUUAUAAAGAAUCUAGAUAUGGAUAUAACAAAUUUAAAUAUGAGAAGAAGUAUAAGAAAGGUUGUGAUAUAAACGAUGAUCUAUGUUAUAAUGAGAAUGAUGAUAAUGUUGAUAAUGCUAAGGCUAUAGGUAAAACCGAAAACGAUUAUGAAGUUGUUAAUUAUGAUGAAUAUACAAAUAAUAAUAAAAAGAAAAGUAUAAGUCUAAGUAAUAACAAAACGAAGAAUAAAAAUUAUUUUGAUAAUUAUAAUAAUAAAUAUGUAGAUAAGAAUGAAAUAAAUUAUAUUUUUAAACCUUAUUUUGAAGAAUUAAAUAAUAACAUUACAAAAUUAGAUCAUGUUAUUUCCUUAUUUUAUGAAUUUUCGAUAAAUGCAAAAUUCUUUAUUUUAAUAUUUUUUAAAUCUACUAUGAACAUAUUACAUUCAUAUGGUAUCUUAUUAAUUUCAUUAAUCAAAAUUUUAUUUUUAUGGUUUAUUAUUAUACAACCAUAUAUUAAAUGGUUAUUUAUUAAAUUAAAAAAAUCAUAUAUGAAAUUAGAUUAUCAGAGUAAGAAAUAUAUUAUAUAUAUGAUGACCAUACUUUUAACAUUCUUAUAUUUAAUAUAUGUAGGAGUUUUUAAAUAUAUCAUAAAUAAAAUAUCUAAAAUCUAUAAAUACUUUUUAAAAAAAAUAUUCAGAAUUAAUAAUUUCUUAUUUAAAGUUUUUCCUUAUAUUAUAAGCACCUUGUUAUAUGCUACAAUAAUUAAAACCAUACCGAUCAAAUGUAUUUCCUUUUUUAUAUAUUCAUGUUUUUUCCCAUUCCCUUCUAUAUAUUCAAUAGUUAUUAUUUUGAAAUAUGUAUACCUCCCAACUUUAAAUACGUGUAUUAUUAAUAAGGUAGAAGAAAAAUAUCACCAAAAAAAUCAAGAAAAAAAUCAAAACCAAACAAAAUAUCAAUCCGUAGAUACUUCUACCACAUCGAAAGAGAAACAUGAAUAUAUAAGAACACAACAUCAUAAUUCUUGUACAACAAAUGCAGGGAGUUGUAUGCAAAUCCAAGAUGUUUCUGAAACGAAUGAAGGACUAACGUUAAAAAAAAAAUAUAUAAAUGGAAAGGAUAAAGAUAAAGAAAAAGAUAAAGAAAAAGAAAAAAAAAGAGAAACGUCCAAGGGAAUGUUAAAAAAAAUUACAAAAAAGGUAACUGGGAAAAUAUCUAAAAAGACAGCUCAAGAGGGAGCAUGUGAAAAUGAUGUACAAGAGGGAGCUUGUAAAAAUGAUGUACAAGAGGGAUCAUGUGAAAAUGAUGUACAAGAGGGAGCAUGUAAAAAUGAUGUACAAGAGGGAGCAUGUAAAAAUGAUGUACAAGAGGGAGCAUGUAAAAAUAAUGUACAAGAGGGAGCAUGUAAAAAUAAUGUGCAAGAGGGAGAAGGUCAUUCACAAGAAAUAAAUCACCAUAAUAUAGAUCAAGUUGAUGAAAUUUAUGAUAGUUCUACAGAAGAAGAAUGUGACCAUCCUGUGGAUUAUAAAGAUGAAAAAAACGAACAUCUAUUAAAUGACCAAAUGGAUGAUGGUGUAGAAGAUUAUGUUGAAGAAUACAUUGAAGAGCAAGCUAAGGGUGAAAAUAAAAUUUGUUAUAAAGAUAUAAAUAAAAAUGUUCAUAUAAAUCAUAUACAUAUUAAUGAUAUUAAUCAAAAUAAUAAGAAAGCUAUGGAUGAAAAAAAUAAUUAUUGUAUAAGUAAUUUUUCUUUUAUUAAAAAAAAAUAUUCUACUUUAUUUGGACUUGAAAGUUUUAAUUUAAGAUUUCGAUAUAAAUCAAAAAGAGAAAACAAAUCUGAAUUAUCUUCAAGUCAAUAUAAUCAAAUUGGAAAUGAAAGAUUUAGUUGUGCAUCAUCUGUAUCAUUUUUAAAUGAUGAAGAAGGAAAUAUACUUUCAUAUGAUGUGCCUAUAUUAUUAGAAUAUUGGUUAUUUAUUAAUAUAUUGAAAUUUUUAAAAACAGCUUUUUUUUUUCAUAAAUUUGUAAAAAUACCUUUCCUAUUUGAAUAUUUUACAUUGUUUGUUAUUACUAUAAAUUUGAGUGAAAAAUUACAUGAGUUUAUGUUUUUAAAAAAAUAUAAAUCUUCCAUCUUGGUAAGAUUAUUAAAAAAUGUAUUAGUAACAACCGUCGAUUUCUUAUUAUAUUUCUUAUUUAAUGUUAGAUUAGAAAAUGAAAAAAAAGAAGAAGAAAAACAAAAUAAUAAUAAUAAUAAUAAUAAAAAAGAAUAUUUAGAAAGAAGUAAUUUAUUAAUCAAAUUAUCAAAAAUUUUUAAAGAGAAACUUAAAAUGAAUGAAACAGUCAAAUUCAGUUUUACUUGUCUAAAAUCUAUAAUAACAGAAAAUGUUGUUGAAAGUGUUAAAUUACCUUUAUAUAUUAAAAUAUGUAUUAAUAUCUUAAUAUAUAUGCCGCAAUUAGUUUUACUUAUAUUCCCAUCUUUUAUACUCAAAAUCUAUUUUCUAUAUAUCUUUUUUCUAGCACCUAUUUUUGGAUCACUUAAAUGCUUAGAAGAAAAAAAAGAAAUACACAACAAAAUAUAUUUUAUAUGCUAUUUCUUUUUUUAUAAUAUAUCAUCUAUUGUAGUAAACCAUUCUAUUUUUAAGUGUUUACCAUUCUACAAUUUAUAUAAAAUUUUAAUUACUAUAUCUGUUCAAACAGCUCUCAAAUAUAUUUUUAAUACCCUAAAGUUAAUGAGUUGA
Molecule: messenger RNA, 2766 nt
Organism: Plasmodium falciparum 3D7
Lineage: Eukaryota; Apicomplexa; Aconoidasida; Haemosporida; Plasmodiidae
Source: RefSeq, a predicted model, not a curated record